Messenger RNA from Myotis brandtii (Brandt's bat), 1247 nucleotides. It is a transcript of the gene ZFAND1, whose product is annotated as zinc finger, AN1-type domain 1. The transcript has 8 exons. Gene Ontology annotation, molecular function: zinc ion binding. The annotation marks the transcript as partial. Gene Ontology annotation, cellular component: cytoplasm; cytoplasmic stress granule. The record is from RefSeq and is a predicted model, not a curated record. NCBI's taxonomy places the organism in Eukaryota, Metazoa, Chordata, Mammalia, Chiroptera, Vespertilionidae. Gene Ontology annotation, biological process: cytoplasmic stress granule disassembly.
GCUCGGUGUCCCUCUGCUGCGCCGCCAGCCCCUCGCAGCCCCCUCGCAUGUCUUGCAUGGGAAGCCUGGCCGGGGUUUGCCGGUGAGCUCUGUAUCGCUGCUGUGCCCGGCUCACCCUAUUUUCUUCCAUUUGUAUGUGAUGGUUGUUCAGGAAUAUUUUGCCUUGAGCACAGAAGCAGAGAGUCGCACAGCUGUCCUGAGGUGACUGUAGUCAAGGAGAGGCUGAAGUCAGAUACACAUGCGUCUUACCCAUGUGCGUUCAAGGGCUGUGCUGAGAAAGAGCUUGUACCAGUGACCUGUCCUCACUGUGAGAAGAACUUUUGCCUGAGACACCGUCACCAGUCAGAUCAUGAAUGUGAAAAACUGGAACUCCCUAAGCCUCGCAUGGCUGGCACUCAGAAACUUGUUAGAGACAUUAUUGAUUCCAAGACAGGAGAGACAGCGAAUAAGCGACGGAAGGGUGCAAAAAAUAGCGCAACAGCUGCCAAGGUAGCACUGAUGAAAUUAAAGAUGCAUGCUGAUGGGGAUAAGUCACUGCCCCAGACGGAAAGAGUCUACUUGCAGGUUUUCUUACCCCAGGGGAGCAAAGAGAAGAGCAAACCCAUGUUCUUCUGCCAGCGCUGGAGCGUUGGGAAGGUCAUCGACUUUGCAGCUUCUUCAGCCAGUCUCAGAAACGACAACAACAAGUCCACAGCCAAGAAGUUAAGGCUCUGUCACAUGACUUCUGGAGAAGCGUUGCCCUUGGACCACACGCUGGAAGCCUGGAUGGCCAGGGAGGACUGUCCCUUAUACAACGGCGGGAAUGUUGUCUUGGAGUAUCUUAGUGAGGAAGAACAGUUUUUAAAGAAUGUCGACUCUUACUUGGAAUAGUCAUUCAAGGAUUCAAUCCAGGAAUCAUGAGGAAAAGUCUCUGUGAAGGCAGUUUCUUUUACUACAAAUACUAUAAGUAUUUUUCUAAGUUGCUCUUACAUUUUUUUCAUUAUGUCAUAAUGUCCAUGAUCAGUUUUCUAUAAAUUGAAUUUAAAUUUUUUGUUUUAAAGUUUAACUAUGAAUUGACAGCUAUUAGCACGUUAUCGUGUUUAAUUAGCUUUUGUUAGGUGUGUUGCUCGUGGGGCUGUGAGCUGUUUUUUGACUGCGACUGCUCCGCGUCACCUUGACUCCAGGAUCCACACUGAGUGUUCCGAUGUCCCUUUUGGGACGUUGCUGUUCUGUGCAGAGGAAGAAAGAUGCUCUGCAGGAUACAUGUA